Molecule: messenger RNA, 2027 nt
Organism: Anarrhichthys ocellatus (wolf-eel)
Lineage: Eukaryota; Metazoa; Chordata; Actinopteri; Perciformes; Anarhichadidae
Product: protocadherin alpha-4-like
Exons: 1
Biological process (GO): homophilic cell-cell adhesion
Cellular component (GO): plasma membrane
Molecular function (GO): calcium ion binding
Source: RefSeq, a predicted model, not a curated record
ACCAGAACUCAGACUUUACCCAACAAUGACAAGGUAAGAAAAGUAUGAAAAUACUUUAUUUGUAUUAAUCUAUUCCCGAGAGCUAAUGCUGCAAGCAUGCACCUCCUUGUUUUAAUUUGGUGUAUUAUUAAAUGAAAUUACUUUGUGAGAACUUCCCACAAUGUUCAGUGCUACAGGAGCCUGAUGCCAGUAUUUGAAGUUCAUAAGCCUCUUACACUAUAUAGAAAGUGUUUGUAGCUGUCCAUGGUUCUGAAAUAAGCCCCACGGUGUGGGGUCUAUGGAGUGAAUUGCGGAAUUAAUAUCUAAUGGAAAAAGAGUAGUGUCAUAUCUUGCCACAUAUAUUUAGAUUUUACGAAAAUAUUCGUAUUUAUGCAUGACAGAUGUUAAAAAAAUCCUAAUAACUAGGGGAGUUAUUUCAAUAGCUUCCUUCAUUACCUUAAUUUCCUUUCCUUGUGUUCCUAUAAACAAAUGUGGAACAUUGCAAGUUGUAUUUGCAAUCAACAUCUUCAGCUCUCUUUGUAACUUCAGUGUGUUGUAAUGUUUUAUUCCAAAUAUAUAUUCAUGUACUUAAUUGGUUUAGCUUUCUAGCCGGGCUAUCAGUUAUCAGGCGAAUGUCUAUUUGUAUAGAUAAACAAAUAAAAAGUCAGAAAGAGAGAAAAGGAAAAUGAUAAAGACUGAAUUAUGUUGAGAUGUAUAAUCAUUAUCAUUUGAAAUAGUUACAACUACAUUUGUUUCGACGAAAUUGCUCCGUUUAAACAGUUCGUUAGUCAUUCCAUUAUUGCUGUAAAAGGUUGAAUGUAGUUAUUUCAUACCAACACAUGGAGUCACUGUAGACCAUGACAUCUGUGCGUCAUUUCAGGAGGCAUAUGACUCCUCCCAGAAACAGGAUGAUGAUGUUAUUCUGGGCUUUGUUACAAAGAGACGCAGGGCGAGAGAGAAACGAGUGAAAAGCAUUUCCAAGCUGCCUGGUACAAAUGCGAGAAACUGGAAUGUGUACUUUACUGUCAUUGUGAUUUUUUUUUGACGGAAUUGGUUGGACUGGCAUUCAUGUCUUUUUCGGGUUGGAUGUAAUUAUGUAUUUCUCAAGCAAAACGAACCUUUUUCGGAUAUAUCUUGUGGCGGUGCUGCUGAAUUAUUGCUGGGAAGCGGUGUCUGGACAGCUCUCGUAUUCCGUAUCAGAGGAGGUAAACCCGGGGACGUCUGUUGGAAAUAUCGCCAAGGAUCUAAAUCUCAACGUGCAGGAUUUAGAAUCUCGUAUGUUUCAGAUUGUUGCUGGUUCAAAGAGAAAAUAUUUCGAUGUCAAUGUGAAAACUGGUGUUCUUUAUGUGAAUGAAAGAAUCGACCGAGAAGAGCUUUGUGCGAAGGCGACAAAAUGUACAGUCAAUGUAGAGGCCGUGAUCAAUGACCCGCUGAAGCUUUACCGUUUAGAGAUAACUAUAACGGAUAUGAAUGACAAUGCACCCGUAUUCUCUGAGCAAUUGCAGUCAAUUAACAUUGCAGAAAGUACUUUACCGGGAGUGAAAUUUGGAUUAAUAGAGGCAUCGGAUUUGGAUGUUGGAAAGAACGAUGUUAAUACAUACAAGCUUAGUAGUAAUGAUUAUUUUUCUUUGGAAAUUCACAAAGGGGGAGAUGGCGUGUCUGCAGAGUUAGUGCUGAAGAAAUCCUUAGACCGAGAGCACGGCUCUGUGAUAAAACUCACACUAACUGCCCUGGAUGGAGGAAAUCCAAGCCGAUCGGGAACCUCACAAAUCAUCAUCACCGUGUUGGAUUCUAACGACAACCAUCCGGUUUUCAGUAAAUCUUUGUACAAAGUUCAAGUUUUUGAGAACCUGCCAACAGGAUCUAAUGUGAUCAUUCUUAAUGCAACAGACGCAGAUGAGGGUUUAAACAGCGAAAUAGAAUACUCUUUGAGAAAAAAAGGUCAGGACCGUGUUUUAGAUUUAUUUCAAAUUGAUUCCAAAUCAGGUGCGAUUUUAGUUAGAGGUCUGAUUGACUAUGAAGAAAAUCAAGCUUUUGAGAUUCAUGCA